This is a messenger RNA of Misgurnus anguillicaudatus (oriental weatherfish), 1645 nucleotides long. NCBI's taxonomy places the organism in Eukaryota, Metazoa, Chordata, Actinopteri, Cypriniformes, Cobitidae. The record is from RefSeq and is a predicted model, not a curated record.
AAGGUCAAAUGAUUUCACAGUGAUUGAUUUCACUAUAUGCUCGGUACACAAAGGCACACAUAAUAAAAAAAUGAGUGUCGGUAACUUAAGAGCCUAUCCGGUACAUGCAUGUACACGUCUAUCCCGAAUUUGAGCCUUCGGCACUGCUGAGCUCGUGUCAAUAAUCUCAUGAUGAAAUACAGUAUGUGGAUUCCAUUAAGAACAGGCAAUCUUAUGUUUUAUUGGAUGGCAUUUGUCUUAAGGUGCCAGUGUGGGCACAUAUUUAAUAUAAAAAGAGCAGAUGCCCUGUUCUUCAUAUCACUUGGUAAAACAAAGGACUGUUUCGAUUUCAGCACAUUUUAAGAGAAUCUUUGCAUAAACCUACUAAGGAUGGCUGAUGAAAGUAAUGCUAUGGUAUAUGUAAACAAGGCUCAUUGGAGCCCAUCAUUCGUAGAAGAGCUUCUCCCUGCUGCACAGAAGACGGCACUGCUGUAUCAGCUCUCUUAUCUGUGCCUGGCCAACUUUCCAACCCUUGAAAGGAUCAUCAGGGCUCGGGCUGUGGAAACUCAGCUUCUGUUUGGCUCCUCUGAUGCAACCAUGCUUAAGUGCAUUUUGACCAGUGAAAACCUGGUUCAGUCGCUGUUUCCCAUGCUGGGGAAAGCUGUGGCACAAAAUAAGCCGAUUUUGGCCAUCAAAUACCUAGCAAAAGCACAAGUAUGGAUAAAGGACAUUAUAAACGAUGUGGACAAGAUUGUGCAAAGGUAUGAUUUACACAACAAAGAUGUUGCAACGUCCACCAGCGAUGUUAUUAAGGAAAAAAUAGAAACUGAGAAAAAGAUGUCAGAAAAAGACCAGGAGUUGAAGCAGACUGAAGUAGCUCUGAAUCAGCUGAAAGCUGAACUCCAGAAAGCCAGCAAAGAGCUUGCUGAAGCUGAGCAAAAAAUAAAUGCCAAAAGUCAAGAGCUUCAAGAUUUUGCCAGAUCUGUAACCCAAAUCAGUAGAGGCCUCGGCAUCUUUGCUGCACUCGUUCCAUUCGCCGGGCUGGUUGUUAAAAGCAUUUAUGAUGCUAUAAAAGAUCCUGGCAAUGCUGCAAAAAUGAAGCGUCUUGAAGCUGAAUUAAACAACUUAAUCUCUGAUAAGACUGCUCUGAAAAACAAGGAGUGGGAGCUCCAACUCCAGAUCAUUGACUGGCAGAUGAAGGUCUCCAGAGCCAGUUUUGAACGAAGUUCAAUACCCGACCCAAUCCAUCUGAGUGACGUUCAGAGUAGCUUGUCCAAAAUUCAGGCAGUUCUCAUUCAGCUGAAAAACUUCUGGGAGAGUGUUGCUCAAAUGCUGGACUACCUGGAACAAAAGACCUUUGUUGGAGAAGAUCUUAUCGAUGACCUUUCUGAACUGAAAGAUGAAUUUCUAGACUCCAUCAAAGCAGCUGAAGGGGCUUGGUGCUCCUUUGGUAAAGGCUGUAAAAAAGCAUCUGCCAUCUUUAAGCUCAACACCAGAGAUGCCUACAAGUUUCUGGAGGUCAGUCCUUCCUCUCUCUCCAAAGAGGAAUGGGAUAAAGAAUAUAACAGCGUAAAGAAACAACUGGAGGCCUUAGGCCCACCAAAACUUGAGACGAACUGCCAUGGAAAAUGAUAGAGAUCAACUUGGAUGAUGAUGACGAUGUAUA